AUGGAUGAUCACCAGAAAACUAUGUGCAUAGGGGAACAACGAACAACAGCAGAACCAGUGGAAGAGCUAGAGGAAGUGACUCUUGAUGACUCAAGGCCCAAACGAAUGACUAGAAUGGGGGAGACGCCAUUUCGACUAGCAUAUGGGAGUGAGGCAGUCAUCCCAGCAGAGGUAGGGCUUGUAAGUUACCAGGUGGAGAACUAUGACAAAAACAAGAAUGAUGAAGCACUUUGCUUGCAACUUGACCUGGUGGACGAAGUAUGGGCAACAGCAGAGCAAAGGUUGGCGCGAUACCAAAACCUCAUGGCAAAGAACUACAACUCCAAAGUCAGGCACAGAGACUUCCAGGUCGAAGACCUAGUUUAA
This is a messenger RNA of Quercus lobata, 366 nucleotides long. RefSeq lists its product as uncharacterized. The record is from RefSeq and is a predicted model, not a curated record. NCBI's taxonomy places the organism in Eukaryota, Viridiplantae, Streptophyta, Magnoliopsida, Fagales, Fagaceae. The coding region runs from base 1 to 366 and encodes 121 amino acids. The transcript is spliced from 2 exons.